AUGCCUAUCUCGAACAAAUACAGCAAUUUAAUCCUGCAGCUGAAUCCCAAUGAGCUGAACAAUACCAAGAAGGCAGAGAUCGAUGUGCUCUUCUAUAAUCGUGUGCCCAAAACGGGCAGCAUACAGCUGAUAGAGCUAAUGCGUGCCCUGGGCAGGGUGCACGACUAUGAUGUGGAAAAAGAUCCACAAAAUGGCGGCAUUCGGCCCUUGCUCGACGAGACCGAGGAGAGCGACUGGAUAGAUAAUAUAGUGGGCCUCGAGGAUGGCACCGUCUUUGCCAGCCAUGUCAACUAUCUGAAUUUCACCAAGCACGAGCAGCCCCGACCCAUCUACAUCAAUAUGGUGCGCGAUCCCGUCGAUCGCGUCAUCAGUUGGUAUUACUAUAUACGCGCCCCGUGGGUCUUUGUGCCCGGUCGUCGGCGCAACAAUCGCGAAAUGCCUAAUCCCCAAUGGGUCAACACCGAGUUCGAUCAGUGCGUGCUCAGUGGCGAAAAGGUCUGCACCUACAUUGAGGGCUCGCUGCUGGAGCGUGUCGGCGAUCAUCGCCGUCAAACGCUCUUCUUCUGCGGUCACAACGAGUUCAAAUGCACACCCUUCAAUUCGCGCCUGGCCCUGCAGCUGGCCAAGCAGAAUGUGGAACGCGAAUAUGCGGUUGUGGGCACCUGGGAGCACACCAACGAGACCCUGGCCGUUUUGGAGGCCUAUGUGCCGCGCUACUUUGCGAACGCCUCCAAAAUGUACUACUCGGGCCUUCACGCUGCCAAAGCGAAUGACAAUCCGAUGAAGCCUCACAUUAGUGAGGAAAUCGUAAACAUGGUGCGACGCAACUUUACGCGCGAAAUCGAAUUCUAUCAAUUCUGUCGCCAGCGACUGCACAAACAGUAUCUGGCACUGAAGCUCAAUGAGCUGAUGCGACUGGACAAUAGUUUAGUUGAAAUGAAGGCGGGCAACGAGCUGGCCAUAAGAGAGUAGCUAG
Drosophila hydei is the source of this 976-nucleotide messenger RNA. Its product is annotated as heparan sulfate 2-O-sulfotransferase pipe-like. Gene Ontology annotation, cellular component: membrane. The record is from RefSeq and is a predicted model, not a curated record. The transcript is spliced from 4 exons. The coding region runs from base 1 to 972 and encodes 323 amino acids. Lineage: Eukaryota; Metazoa; Arthropoda; Insecta; Diptera; Drosophilidae. Gene Ontology annotation, molecular function: sulfotransferase activity.